Talaromyces stipitatus ATCC 10500 is the source of this 1488-nucleotide messenger RNA. RefSeq lists its product as uncharacterized. Lineage: Eukaryota; Fungi; Ascomycota; Eurotiomycetes; Eurotiales; Trichocomaceae. The coding region runs from base 1 to 1488 and encodes 495 amino acids. The record is from RefSeq and is a predicted model, not a curated record. The transcript has 2 exons.
AUGUCUAAUCAACAAAAUCCCAUAUCCAUCAUGCGCAGUUCCUCGAGAUCGUCCUCUUCCUCCUCUGCUUCCGACUUCAAGAGCCCACGCACUGCACGAUUCGCAGAGGCAACGACAGUAAUCUCGCCGAUUGAUCCGUCGGAAGGAGCUCGAUCGCCUUUUGCAGAUCCUCCGGCUUCCACCAUGAAAGAGGCUCAGCAUCAUGUUUCGGACGUUGGAUUCGGAUAUGUGGCUGACAACGAUCCCUCGCGAUACGCCAGCUAUCCUCCGAUGACACCUGCCUCGCCUUUGAAAAGUGCCCUCAAGACUCCAGGGACAGCGAGGACAUUGAACCCGUUCAGUCCCACGUUCCGUGAGGAGGUGAAGUUGGAGAAGGAAGAAGUGAAGACGGCAAGAGAAAACAAGCGAGAUUUGAAAAUCAAAGUCAGAGUCAGAGCCGCAAAAGUUCUUUUGCGAACUGUAAACUUCAGCUGCUCUCUCAUUGUACUUUCGCUCCUGUCAACUAGCUUGACCAUUUUCAGAGCCACCAAAGACCUGCCUCCACGCAGUAAUCUUCCACCAUGGGCUGUAGGAACAAACCCCUGGCCACAAUAUCUGCUCCUGGUCAUGGCGUGUGUUUCUCUGGCCUCUGCUCUACUAGUGUUCUAUGGAUACUGGAAAGGUGGCCACCGCCGUGCCGAAAAGGUCGCUGUAUGGUAUUCCGUCUUUUCAGUGGGUUUCUUCACCUUUAGUACCAUUAUGUGGGUAGUUGGAGCAGCCAUCUUCCAGAGCUCCAAAGCAAACGGCAAUGGUAAAGAUUUAUGGGGAUGGGCGUGCAACGAUAACCUCCGUCAUCAACUCUUCGCGGACCAGGUCAACUAUUCCUUGGUCUGUCGUCUGCAAGAUUGGUCGCUGGUGUGUGCCAUCAUCGAAAUCGUCCUCGAAGUGAUUGUCAUCUCUAUCUAUGCCGUUGUCUUCUACCGAUUUUACACCAAGCAGCGCCUUAAGAAGACCAUGGAUGUCCGUGACAAGGCUCGUUCAGAUCUGUACCUUGCUCAACUCCGUGUUCAGUCUGCACCGAACACACCUGGAUUCUUCCCCAUGACACCCAAAUCUCCCUAUGUCUCAAUGGCUGCUGCACAACAGUAUCACCACGACGUGUAUUCCGCAGCUGAAAAUGGCGAGAGCUACGCCGUUCAAUACGCAACACCAAAGUCGCCUACGCGAGCAGUCACGAAACCAUUCCAACUCCAACCACCACCUAUCCGUGUGCAGAACCCGACACCAAAGGUUGCUCAGCAGGGUUUUGGAGGAGUACCCAUUGCCAGUCAAUCCUCAACUCCCGACAACUCGAAUGAAGAAGAUUUGUCAGAGAAAGUCAAUGAGCAUGUUGGUGCUGCCCCGGGUGAAAAGACCUAUGAUGCUGUACCAAUUCCGGGAGCAUAUGCUGGGCCAUUAACGAGUCCCAGCUACCCUCCACCACCGGGUCAAGGUCAUGGAUUCGACUAG